Messenger RNA from Sclerotinia borealis F-4128, 441 nucleotides. NCBI's taxonomy places the organism in Eukaryota, Fungi, Ascomycota, Leotiomycetes, Helotiales, Sclerotiniaceae. The record is from the annotation of a GenBank genome assembly.
AUGCCAGCUCUCCACACUCGCAUCGAAACUCCGGCGCCUCUUGACUAUUCCACACCACCAUUCCCAUCACUAUAUUGGCCUCUUCAUGCAAAGCCCGGUGUCCCAAACUACCUAUACUAUGCUCAUGACAUAUGGCGAUUUACUCUUCUAUGGACACUCAUUGCGUAUGGAGUUACUCACAUGGCUGUAGCUGUUUAUGCUAUUGUGAUGCAACUGGGAAAGGGGAAAAACGCCUGGCAAUAUGUUUGGGUUAUCCCACUGGUGUACGCUUUAUUAGCUGGAAUUGAAGCUUUGUUGGCAGGGAGUUUCGUUGGCUUGAUACUCGGUGCUGUUUACAAUGCAGGAUACUUUCAAAUGUCAACAUGGAUUCCUUUUAUAUGGUCACUGAUAAACGUCUUGGUUUUGAUCAUAUCUUCAUUCUCAAUUCAGGGCGGCUUAUGA